Messenger RNA from Scleropages formosus (Asian bonytongue), 2197 nucleotides. RefSeq names its product partitioning defective 6 homolog beta-like. The transcript is spliced from 4 exons. Lineage: Eukaryota; Metazoa; Chordata; Actinopteri; Osteoglossiformes; Osteoglossidae. The record is from RefSeq and is a predicted model, not a curated record. Bases 329 to 1447 code for a protein of 372 amino acids. Gene Ontology annotation, cellular component: apical plasma membrane; nucleus; cell cortex. Gene Ontology annotation, molecular function: protein binding. Gene Ontology annotation, biological process: establishment or maintenance of cell polarity; centrosome cycle; regulation of cellular localization.
GGGCGGGUCUUCCACACAUGACACACUGGUCCCACUUAGUUUAUUACUCACCUGUGCGAACUUUCAGGGCUGUGCGCGCCUCCCAUGAGCGCGCCUCAUGAGCGCGCCUCUGCCGCCGGCGGCAGCAGCGACAGCAGGAGCAGCAGCUUCCUCCGCGCCCGCGGUCGGUGUGCGCGGCCAACAGCCAGUUAUGGGCACGAGGCACCUGCAGGGGUAAAACGGGCACACCUGUCCUGUCCGAGCUCGGCACGUACGUCGUGGGCGUCGCGCGCUGCCCGACUCGACUGGCGGCCGGAGGUCCGAGGCUGUGGAGCUUCGCCGCUGAGGGAUGAUCAGAAAGCGUCGGGUGUCCGAGAGCGUAGGCGCGCGCCCCGGCGUAGAGGUGAAGAGUAAGAGCAUUGAAAGGGAGCCCCAGACGGGACGGCGCGAGUUUGGAGCCGAAUUCCGCCGCUUCUCUCUGGAGCCGUCCGAACUGGACCGCUUCCACGACUUCUACAGCCUGCUGCAGCUCGUGCACCGCAUCCCGGACGUGGACAUCCUGGUGGGGUACGCAGACACCCGGGGGGGCAUGCUGCCCAUCACCAAUGACGACAGUUACCGGAAGGCCGUGUCCAGCGCCAGGCCGCUGCUGCGCAUCUUCCUGCACAGGAAAGAUGACGCGGACCCAAACGCAUUCUUCAGAGAUGCUCCGCAGGGGAAGAAACAGGUUCUGGGGGCGGUGCUCCGGCGAGCCCGGCGCAAACCGCCCGUGGUCAUCGGUCUGCCGCGAGACUUCCGGCCUGUGUCCGCGGUGCUCGACGCGGACGUGCUUCCCGCGUGGCUGCGGCGCGUGCGACUCCACCGGCGCGGUUCGGACCACCCGCUCGGCUUCUACAUCCGGGACGGCACCGCCGAGGUGCUCACGUCGCGAGGAGUGCGGAGGGUCCCGGGAGUGUUCAUCUCGCGGGUGGCGCCCGGCGGUCUGGCCCACAGCUCGGGGCUGCUGUCCGCCAACGACCAGGUCCUCGAGGUGAACGGCGUCCCCGUGGCAGGGAAGUCCCUGGACCAGGUGACCGACAUGAUGGUUGCCAACAGCCACAACUUGAUCGUCACGGUCAGGCCGGCCGACCAGCGGCAUAACGUGGUGCGACCGUGGUCCGGUGCUGACCCACAACUGCCCUUUGGCAUCGAGCAGAACUUCCUGUCUGAGGAAGAGGAGGAGAGCGAAGAGGAAGACCUGGUAACGGAGGCCGGGCGGGAGCCGAGGCCCGUCCCACGGUACGAGCUGCACCUGGGGCUGAGGCCGGCUGCCCCGCGGACCCCCAGCAGCAGUAGCGUGGGGUCUCAGAGCACCGUGGACAGUGGGCAGGGAGCGGUGGGGGUGGGGCCAGAUCCAGAGGAGGAGUCAAAGGAGGAGCCUAAGGAGGAGAGCAGCUCGGGGGAUGAAGGAGUGGCUGUUACGCUGUAACGACACACAUAGAGUGUAUCUCUCGCUCUCUCCCACACACAAAGGUGUAAACACACACACACACACACCCACAUAUCACAUCAACCCGUGUAACGCAAGACAUUAUGAGACACACAGUUGACACCUGGGAACCAAACACCCGUUACAGUAAAUUACUGCAUUUGCUACAAGGUGUAAAUUCUCAACUCGAGUGGAGUCCAGGCGCAGUUGUACAACGAACAAAUAAGACUGAUAAACAAAGGCUAAUUAAGUUUCCAAUCUUUCCAUGAUUCAAACACUUUCCUGUUUAUUUUUUUAAUAGCUUUUUCUUUGCUCAUCUAUUUUCUAAUACGGCUCCUCUCGUAGCAGUGAAGAUGACCUGUAUUUACCACACCAGCUGAUAGGUGGCAGUAAAGAGCAGCCAAACAGAAGAACAGUGUGGAACCGCUUUAUUUCAACUCCCUUCCACGGUGUUUGCAGCUCCUGUCUGUUUCUCCUGAGUGUCAGCGAUCAGUGACAGGAUUAUUAACGCUGUGCACGUCUACGGGACGAAUUAGUUGAGAGUGAGCAGGUGUUUGCGGCGACAACACAAUUUUUUGUAGUUAUUUUAUCUAGGUUUUAAUUUUAAUGUAGCUUUCAUUUUAAAAUUGUCAUACCAUUUUUUUAAAAAUUCCUAUAGCUAUAUCUCAGAUUUUUACAAAUGAUAACCCAUAAACAGACUGAGUGAGGAGUGGACGAAGUGGACACACACAAACUGCAAAUUAUGUCCUC